GGUAUCCAUUCAAUAUGCCAAUUUGAUUGCUACCCGAGGUUCUGGAUUCGUGAAAAUUGCGCAGACUCAAGAAUGGCUUCCGCUGACUUCAGCAUGCAACGAUGUGUAUUCUGUAGUCGAAAGAAUGACCCGACCCGGUCGAUUAUGGGGACGGAGCUGCCGCAUGAUACUUGGCGACAGGGUUGAAAUUUCGGGUGAGCGACCAAUGCUGUGCAAACAACUGCAAGCGACCAAACUCAAAACAAGGACGUGGGUGUCAGACAGGAGGAACCCCUCCCUCCCAAGAGUCCCGACUCCCAACUCUCUAGGAGGCAGUGCUAACCUGCCAGGGAGCUACCGUGUUUGACGUUUUCUGACGAGUGUUCCGACUUUGGUUCGCCUGGUCGGUCCUUUUUCAUUAGCAGGAUUACAACAGAGUAUCAAGCCUUCGUAUCAGGGAAUAGGAACGGCAAUUGCGGCGCGGUUGCGACCAACAUGAGGCGAAC
Molecule: messenger RNA, 485 nt
Organism: Colletotrichum phormii
Lineage: Eukaryota; Fungi; Ascomycota; Sordariomycetes; Glomerellales; Glomerellaceae
Exons: 1
Coding region: 125-346 (73 amino acids)
Source: RefSeq, a predicted model, not a curated record